AUGGUUCAAGUCUUGUUCCUUGUAGAGAAUGGAAAACCAUCAACCGACUUCCUUAAUGCCUUUUUCUUGAUCGCCCAAACCCGAAGUCCAACUUUGGCCCAAGAGUCACAAGAAAUCACAAAGAACAAGAAGAACUCGAUAUCAGAGACAAAGACGGACAAGAAUGGAUACUUUUUGCUCUUGGCCCCUAAGACAGUGACCAAAUACGGCGUCAAUGGUUGCAAAGCUUACCUCGUGAAGUCGCCGGAGGCCAAAUGCAGCAAAGUGUCGAAGCUUAACCGCGGAGACAUCGGCUCCGUUCUAAAGCCGGUUUCCAAACCGGGAAGAUCCUCGGUCAUCAUCAACAAACUCACCUACGGUCUCUUCAACGUUGGUCCAUUCACGUUCGACCCUGUCUGCCCCAAAUGA
Messenger RNA from Arabis nemorensis, 408 nucleotides. NCBI's taxonomy places the organism in Eukaryota, Viridiplantae, Streptophyta, Magnoliopsida, Brassicales, Brassicaceae. The record is from the annotation of a GenBank genome assembly.